Messenger RNA from Photinus pyralis (common eastern firefly), 1216 nucleotides. RefSeq lists its product as uncharacterized. The transcript is spliced from 2 exons. The record is from RefSeq and is a predicted model, not a curated record. Bases 164 to 1108 code for a protein of 314 amino acids. NCBI's taxonomy places the organism in Eukaryota, Metazoa, Arthropoda, Insecta, Coleoptera, Lampyridae.
AGAUUCUUCACAAGGUUCAAUUUAUAAAAUUAUGUUAAAUUUAUUAAAUAGCAAGGUACGGGGUUGUCCUUGCCGAAAGGAUGUCAUCAAGCGGGAGGAUUUAUAUAAAUACAAACGUAUUUGGAGCUUAUGAUAAUGUAGUUGUUUUUACGGUGGUAGCACUAUGAAAUUCUGUCUGCUGGUGACACUUGUGAUAGGUACGUGCUUGGCACGUCCUGACGUUUCGCAUUUGCCUAAUGUGUAUCUCCCAAGUCAGACUGCCAACGUGAGAAAUCCAGUAUUAGACACCCGAGCUGAUGGGGGUGGGCCUGGAGUCGUCUUAGUAACUCCAAAAGGUGAUGGUGGAAUUUCCGAUUCUAUUUUUUCUAUCGGAGGUGAAGGAAGUACUACGCCGGUACCUGAAUACAAUUUGGACAAUUCCGGAACUGGGUUUUCUCAAAGCAUUUUUAAUAUCGGUCCAUCCAGCCCGGCUCCUAGUGCUUCAAGUGGCGGCGAUCUGUCCGGUUCUGCCGCCGUUCCCCAAGGUGCAUCCCGUCUUCCCACUGGAAGUUACCUCCCUGACUCCGGUAUCAAGGUCAUCGGGUCUGAAUCCAGCGGUGGUGACGGCAGUUACAUUGGCUUACCGGGUAGCGGCGGUGGGCAACAAGCAGGAUCGGACCGAAGCGUAUACUUCUUCGCCAUUCCCGACGACGAGACUCAAUCUCGUCUUCGAAUUAACAUCCUCCCAUCGACCCAUUCGAGCAACCGGGUAAUCUUCAUCAAGGCGCCAAGCUAUGCGCCUCCAAUUCCCGAAGUGAUUUCGGCGCCUUCCACAUCAGACGAAAAAACAGUCAUCUACGUGCUUUCGAAGAAACCACAGCCGGCCUCUCCCAUCAGCAUCCCCGCCUCGGCAAUUGUUAAGCAGACCAAACCUCAAAUCUUCUUCAUCAAGUACGGUUCCAGAGCAGAGGCAGAGAACGCGAUUGCAAGCGGACUUAAGGGCAAUCUCGUUGGCGGCGGACUGCAAGAUCUCCAAAAUGAGCAAUCGUUUAUCAAAGCUAUACAAGAAAUGAAGGGCGGAAUUAAAGGUACAUUCGGACCGGCUGGCCAAAGUGGACCAUACUUUUAAAGGGAGCUAAUUUGAUCGUGCCUGUACAUACCAGGGGUAUAUUUUCCAUUAAUUUACCACCUUAUUUAUAUAUUUCCUUUCUUUAUACUUUCGGAGGUUGUGACACAA